AUGGGCACUGGGGUGGACGCGGAGAGCAAACGUAAACCACUUGCUCAACAAGACUGGCUCAUUUCACUCGAUCAGUGCAGUCUAUCCUGGGCCUAUGGCAUGGCCGUGCUCUCUCUCUUAGGGUGUAUAGUUCCGUUCGUGAUUCUGUGUUGGUGCGUUUAUCCCAAGCGGGUUGCUGGUGGUCUUCUGUCCGUAUCUGCGUGGGAUUGGCCCACCAGAAACGAUUUGAUUUGUCGAUAUCACGUGAACGAUUUGCGUGCUGUGUCUUACUCGCAAUCACUGCGUUCUCGAUCCACCGGUUCUGGUUCCGGUGGCUACGUCCAACCAUACGCACAAUCUAGUCUUAGCGGUCAAAUAAUACCCGGCGUCUCACCACUCACAAGGGACACAAUUGCCUCAACCAAACCGUUGCAGGAGCCCACGGUAGUGAGAGCGGUUCCCCUGACUUCGGCACUUCCGCGCACACGUCGCUCUCAAUCCAGUUCCGGGUCGAGCAAAAGUAAACUUCUGUCUUACGAACCGUAUUCGGCACCCAUGAAACCGCUUAUCCGGAGUCCAAUGAACGCCACCAGUGAACAAUCAUCCAUUAGCACGCAACAAUCAAGCACAAGAACCCAACAUUUGAGUAGUCUUUCCACAUCUGGUAUUCCAGCACAGGAGGAUCGAAAAGAUUUGUUCGAUUUCGACUCUCCAGCGCAACUCAGUGCGGCGACUCUAACUCUGGAGGGUCGAAAUCGAACAAAUCUUGUUUCUGGUCGACCGUCGAAACCCCGAUCUACUGGCAGUGUGGCCGACACGUCAAUCUGGACGAAUAAUUCAGUAAGCUGCAUCCGUAAUCCUCUGUUCGGGUGA
Messenger RNA from Echinostoma caproni, 852 nucleotides. The record is from the annotation of a GenBank genome assembly. Lineage: Eukaryota; Metazoa; Platyhelminthes; Trematoda; Plagiorchiida; Echinostomatidae.